CUCCCUGGAGUCCGGCCGGGACGGUCCAAAACUGCAAGGGCCCGCAACCAGGCCCCUGGGCCUCCGCCGGAUCAAAAAUCCCGUCAAAUCACCGCCGUCCAGCGUGCCCUGCCGCUUUCCUCCCUUACCACGGCGGCGGCUCCGGCGGCGCCCGUUUCUUCCUCGCAACUCGCAGCCGUCGCCGAACUUGUGUUCUACUCCGCUCCGAUCCCACCUCCGAGGCGCGGCUCGUAGUGCAAUCUCGCUUUGCGUACGCUUGAGAGGGGUCCGUCGCCGUCUCGUGGGCUGCGGUGCGAUAGGCCGGAGGGAAUGGCGGCGGGAGGUAGCGGGGAGCAGGGCGAGGAGCUCUUCCUCCUCCGCUCGGCCGAGGAAGGGGAAGGGGACGGGGACGGGUUGUGCGUGGGGGAGCGCCCCUGGCGGCUCAACUUCGACGGCUUCCGGCGCCAGGGGCCGCAGCAGGAGAAUCCGCCGUCGCGCGGCCUCCAGGACUGCCUCGGCGUGCUAGGGAAUGGGGUAUGCAUGUUUGUACUUAUAUGGAUGUGGGCAUGUGGCAUCAUGGUUCUGUUUGAAAUGAUUGUGUGGCUUAUACUACAACUGGUUAUUGCAAAUUUAAUUCUUAUUGGAGUUACAGCUCAAGGGCCUGGAGAUGUUGUGGCUGAAUACUACCAACAACAGUUGGAGAUGUUGGAAGGUUUCGAUGAAAUGGAUACACUGACAGACCGUGGUUGCCUUCCUGGGAUAUCCAAGGAAGAACGUGAGAAAAUUGCCCAAAGUGAGACAUUAGCCAUCAGAUUAUCUAACAUAGCGAACAUGGUUCUUUUUGCUGCAAAAGUUUAUGCCUCAAUAAGGAGUGGCUCCCUAGCUAUUAUUGCUUCAACACUGGACUCUCUACUUGACUUGUUGUCCGGGUUUAUUUUGUGGUUUACUGCCUUUUCAAUGCAAACACCAAACCCAUACAGGUACCCAAUUGGUAAAAGGCGCAUGCAACCUUUGGGAAUACUUGUUUUUGCUUCUGUUAUGGCAACACUUGGUCUUCAAAUUAUCCUCGAAUCCAUACGGUCAUUGGUAUCAUCGAAUGGAGCUGAAUUCCGCUUGACAAAAGAACAGGAAAUGUGGGUUGUGAAUAUUAUGCUGGCAGUGACGCUGGUGAAGCUUCUGCUGGUUAUAUAUUGCCGCUCAUUCACCAACGAAAUUGUGAAGGCAUAUGCACAGGAUCACUUUUUUGAUGUCAUCACCAACAUUAUUGGACUUGUGGCUGCACUUCUUGCUAACUAUUUUGAAGGCUGGAUCGACCCAGUUGGUGCCAUCAUUCUAGCGAUCUACACAAUCAGGACAUGGUCCAUGACGGUGCUGGAGAACGUGCACUCCCUGGUCGGCCAGUCGGCCUCGCCGGAGUUCCUCCAGAAGCUCACCUACCUGUGCUGGAACCACCACAAGGCCGUCAGGCACAUCGACACGGUGCGGGCGUACACCUUCGGCUCCCACUACUUUGUUGAGGUCGACAUCGUCCUGCCGUGCGACAUGCCCCUGCAGGAGGCGCACGACAUCGGCGAGGCCCUGCAGGAGAAGCUGGAGAGCCUCCCCGAGAUCGAGCGCGCCUUCGUCCACCUCGACUACGAGUUCACCCACCAGCCCGAGCACGCCCGGUCCUACGACACAUAGCACAGCCUGAAGUCCUGAACCCCGGUGGCGGUGUUGUUCGUGGAACUUCAGAGACUGAUAGCCUGAGCUGAAGCUGUUGAAGUCGGCACAGUUUCAGAAAUCUGGGUGUCGAACCUGUUGUCACUUGCAGAUUCAGUUGUGCAGUUUGUUUUUUUAGUGUAUUCUUUGCUGUUUUGACCAUAUCUCGCUGGAAGAAAAGCAUAUGGUCUCCUUGUCA
Triticum dicoccoides is the source of this 1879-nucleotide messenger RNA. Its product is annotated as metal tolerance protein 5-like. The record is from RefSeq and is a predicted model, not a curated record. Gene Ontology annotation, cellular component: membrane. Gene Ontology annotation, molecular function: manganese:proton antiporter activity. Gene Ontology annotation, biological process: monoatomic cation transport; transmembrane transport. The coding region runs from base 310 to 1662 and encodes 450 amino acids. The transcript has 7 exons. Lineage: Eukaryota; Viridiplantae; Streptophyta; Magnoliopsida; Poales; Poaceae.